AUGUUCUCUUUUCUUGACAUGUUGCUCUUCAGGACCCCAAGAGAGAAGACUGGUUCUGUCUUCACAAAAGACUUCUCUACGACAUCUUGUCUGGAGAUGAGUAUGGAAAGUAUCCAAAAAGAAAUUUUCCCCGGGGAAAACUUUACAAUUUCCUCGAAAUUGGACAAGAUUAAUAGCAGUGGUGUGGAUGUCGAGUAUGACUUUAUUCGUCCUGCUAAUGAGGUUCGGUAUUUCCCAGCACUUCCUACUGGUUUCAAAAUAGAUCAUGACCCAAUUGAAACCUAUCGCAAAACAUGGAGAGAACAGGCCCAGGAAGUAUUGUGUGAUCGUGACUCAGAUUACUCUCGCUAUCGUCUUGAUCCAUUUUUUGAUUCCAUUAUUGUCAAUUUUGCAGAGCUCAAAGGGACCCACUUCGCCUAUAUGAAUCAUCUAAAAAAGUUGAAUUCAUCUAGGUAUAUCAUUGAGACUGAGCAACCGAAGAUCUUAGUUCAAUGUCUCACGAGAUUCAUAAAGGCCUUCAAAAAAGCAAAUGAUCAGCUUGAGGAGGAGAUCGUUGCUGUAAAUUUCUUAAAUAUAGGGAAACGUCUUCAAACAUAUCUGUAUCGUAUUGCAUUUCAUCAUGAGCGGUGGUGUAGCCAAACGAUGUGGUAUUACAAGACUUACUUGCAGCAGGUUUGGGUUAUCCUUUCCGUUGAUAAAUACCUUGUACGUUGCAAUUUUUACAUGGACAUUUCUCCGUUCGUAGUUGCAUCUGUGAUCUGUGUUGGUGUGUGUGCCUUAUGGACCUCUGAAUUGGGCCAAAAGUUUUCACGCAUUCUUCCUUUACCUGCCACUGUGGCAUUUACUGCCUUGAUGUGCAUGGGUUUCACUAUUCUCAUCAACAUGACUCUACUCAAAUUGAAGCUGGCGCUUACCAACCACUACAUCAACGAGGGGAUCCAACAUUUGGGCAAUUCUCUGGUUCGUCAUGCAAUUGAAUUCUGGGACACUUCUACUCUUGGCAAGAUCCCGAUGGAGACUGCUUUUAUGCUCGAUCUGGCCAAACAGGAGUCACUUGACAAGACAAGCCGGCUGUAG
This is a messenger RNA of Australozyma saopauloensis, 1077 nucleotides long. RefSeq lists its product as uncharacterized. Bases 1 to 1077 code for a protein of 358 amino acids. Lineage: Eukaryota; Fungi; Ascomycota; Pichiomycetes; Serinales; Metschnikowiaceae. The transcript has a single exon. The record is from RefSeq and is a predicted model, not a curated record.